AAUGGCUUCGGCGGCUUGGUUGCAUGGCCCCAACAUAACGCGGAUAACAGAAGGUCUGGUGUCUGUUCUGAAAGAGGAGAGACCCGAAUACCUGCCCGCUCUUCUUGCUAACUACCGUGAGCAUGGAGUGGUCGGUACUCAGAGCACCGGAGCUGUGGGUGGUCUGGUGGGCAUCAGUAAUGCACGUCUCGGGUCCAGUAAAACCAGGUUUGAGGGUCUUUGUCUGCUGUCUGUGCUGGUAAAGGACAGUUCAAGUGAGGUGUUCCAGCAGCAUUGCCUUUCAUGGUUGCGAUCGCUUCAGCAGGUCAUUCAGUCGCAGGCCCCUCUGCCCACAGUGCAGCUUGCUGUGAGUGUGCUGCAGGACUUAUUGCAGUAUUCGUCCCAGCUGCCAGAGUUGGCCAGGGAGGUGGGCCUCAACUCCAUCCUGGGCAUUCUGACCUCCCUGCUCAGUCUCAAAUCUGAGUGCCACCUAGCUGCAAUGAAAGGAAUGAUGUCAUGUAUGAUCUACUACCCACGGGCCUGUGGAUCUCUGAGGGAAAAGCUCGGUGCGUAUUUCCUGUCUAAGAUGGACUCCGAUAAUCCUAAAGUACAAGAGGUGGCUUGUGAGUGUUAUGGCCGGUUGCCUUGCCUGGUUGGUAUGUUGGAACGAGGAGGAGGUGGGCGCAGGGCUGAAGGAUGGACCAGUCAGCUGCACUGCCUUUUGGCAUCAGCCAAUAGCAUAUUAGGGCAAUUAUACCAGGGCUCAGAACCAGAAGGGACUGUGCAGUAUGAGGGUCCUGGUAUGGAACUGCCUUUCCUUCCUCUGGAUGAUAUAGAUCCAUUACUGAUUCUUCAGCUCCAUCAUCGUUAUAAAGCCAUUUGUCUGGCGCUUAAACACACUCUAAGUGUUGAUCCAGCUUCUUCAGUCCGUCUACCUGUUCAAAACGUCCUCAAUUUUGUGUGUCGAGGCCUGGCAGUCAGCACUAAGAGUAUUAGUGCAACAGGAGAGGGCAGCCUGAAGCUGUUGGUUUUACCCUCCAUUCACAGCGACACACUUGAGCUGCUCUCUGCUCUUAUCAAGGCUGUAGGUUGUGGAUUGGUGCAGUAUAGCAGUGUGCUCACCAGGCUUUUCUCACAGUCUCUGUCUGCAUGGACACCUCUGCCUGAAGCUAGUCUAGGCCAGCAGAGAGCAUACAGCGCAGUGAGAGUGGCUAUAUACCAUAUUAUAGAACUGUGGGUAAGAGUAAGCGGUGCCUCUUUGCUUCAAGGAAGCUCCUCCCACACAGAUUUACUAUUCACUCAUCUGAUGAGUGACAUUACACCUGGAUCAGAAGUAGUUAAGCUUCGUUCAGGACAACAGUCCACUAUGACCAAUCUUGUUGGUUCUGGUAGUAAGCCCGGACCCCGUCGAACGAAAGGUUUGGGAAUUGGUGACGGAAUAUUGCUGCAGAGGAAAGGAGACAUGCUAGCCAAUCAAGACACAUGUGUCGCUUCUCUUCGAGCACUAAGACAAAUUAUUCUGACAAGUGGAACUUUGUUGAAGGAAGAUCUGCAUAAGAGGUUACAAGACCUGGUGGUGCCUCUAUGUGUGAAGCUUCAGCAGCAGGCUCAAUGUGCUUUGGAGGUUGGAGCUGUUAGUGGGCAAUUUGGCAGCGCUACACCACGCAGAGAGGUCUACCGCCUCUUACUGGCACUUGUGCUGGUUCCCUGUCCCCGCUGGCCUCCUCCCCUCUCCUGCGCUGUGUCUGCCUUCAGCAUUGGCCGGCGAGAUCACAACAUCAUGGUAUCCUCAUUUUGUGCCAAGGCCCUCACGAUAUGCAACACCCUUAUUCACCCUCGUACACCCUCAAUCUCCCUCCCUCUAACUCCUCUAACUCUCAAAUCCACCCCAUCUGCCCCUGUCCUUUCUGGCCAGAACCCCUCAUUAUCCAUCCCUACCCUUCUUGGGGGCCCCUCAACAGGGCCACCCUUCCCUGUCAGGCAUCCCAUAGGUUUAGGCCCUGCUUCACUCCUUGGCUCUCUGGAGAACCAUCUUCCUUUGGCUCCUCCAGUUCUUCCAACCGCAGCAGGCCCUACUGCCACCCCAGGUGAGCUGGCUGGACUGGGAGCCCCUGAAAGCCAACGGCAAGUUUUUGUCCGCUAUGACAAGGAGGAGCCGGAGGAUGUGGAGAUCUCCUUGGAGAGUGAUUCAGAUGAUAGCGUGGUCAUCAUGCCACCAGGUAUGAUGGAGGUGCAAGAUGGAGCUGCUAAUGCACAAACGAUGCCAAUACCACCACCACCAGGGGGCACACUACCACCAACUGUCCCAGUAGUGGGUGAGGUUGGAUCAAUUGAAACGCCGCUAACUAAUGAGCUGCCCACAUCCAUUCCCCACCAGAUUCUCCCAGCUAAUGCUAAUAAUAUUAACUCUUUCCCUGGUCCAAGCCAGACAGCCCAGCUUGUCUCUCUGGUGCCUUCUCUGAACUCCACUACAGCCCCACUCUCAGCAUCACCUGGUGGUCUUGCAGAUUCGCUGACAGGUGGUCCUCAGCUUCAGCAGAUGUUGAUGCAGACAUCUCCAGGUGGCCAGCCACCUACACUGGGCAUAUCUUUACAGAUGCAGCUUCAAAAUCCGCUUGCCCAGACCAGCCGUCAGCUCCAACAACAGCCCACAGCAAAUGAAGUGGACCAAAACGUAAUCAACAUCAACAGUUCAGAUGAUGAUGAAGAGGAGGAAGAAGAGCUGGAAGAUGAAGAUGAAUUGGGAGAAGAGGAGGAGGAGGAGGAGGAGGAAGAAGAGGAGGAGGAGGAGGGCCUGGAGGAUGAAGAUGAGGAAAGCUGUGGCUUCCUGGAAGAUGAGUACUAUGAGGUGGAUGAAUAUGAUGAGUACGAUGAGGAAGAGGGAGAGGAGGAUGACGAAGAGGAAAGUGAGGAGAUCCAGCCUUUAGCGGUAGACAAUGGAAGAGGCAUGAUUGGUGAGGAGGAGGCUGAUGUUAUGAUCGAGGCUGAGGAGCAGCAAGGGAUGGGAAUGUUCUGCAUGGAGAGAGAGCAAGAGGUAGAAGGAGGGAUCGAGGAGAUGGUGGGUGUGAGGAGUGUCUAUACUGAUGAUGGGAAUAAGGGGAAAGGGACAGUGGAGGAAAUUGAGAACAUUGGUGCAGUCGAGAGAAAUGAUGCUGAGGUUGACAAGCGACAAAUAGAAACCCUUUUAAUCAGUGGAGAUGUAGAGGAGCGUAAAGACACCACAGUGGAAGCUGUUGAACCUGAAGUGAGAACAUGGGAGCAGGAAGUGACAAAACCAGAAGUCCUCACUGCCACUGAAGAUGCUGGACCAUCUCAGCAUUCUCAGGAAUUGUCCGUAGAGGGUGAAAUUAAAGAGCAAGAGCCAGAAUUACCACCAGAGGACAAAACCAAUCAGAGUUCACCAUCCACAUCAGAGCAAGCAGUUUUACAGAGUGUAAAUGAGACACCUGAAGAAGAGAAAGCGAGUGGAGAACAGGGAGACGAUGCAGAUGCAAGAGGAACAAAGAGGAAAAUGGAGGAUAUGGAGGAGGGCGAGUGUACUUCGCAAGGCACAGAAAAGAAAAAGAUGGACGAUGAGACUAUGGCCUCCAUGCUGGCUGACUUUGUUGACUGCCCUCCAGAUGAUGAGGAUCAUGGUGCCUCAAAAUCACAGUCCUAAACUGAUCAGACUCUCCAUUUUCUCAAUUAUCUCAUCAUACAAGCAUUGAAAGGAACAGUUAGAUUCUGAAAGAUCCCUCACAUUGUCAUGUCUGAUUCUGCUUUAGUUAGACUCCUAAUAGCUUCAAUGUGGUUUCUUUGAUGAACUAGCUUGUUUGAAUUUCAGUUCAAUACCUUGAUUAAAUAAUGCCCACUGCAAAGACUAUUAGUGAGAGUAGAGUUUUUGGAGCUCAUGGUCAGUAUGUCAUAGUUUUUUUUUUGUUUAUUCUUUUGGUCAAUUUGCAGAGCAUUGUUAACAUUGAAGCCUACUGUUAAAUUUUGAGUACAGUAACCUAUUUUGUCCUACAAGUGUACAAAAAGCAGAUCAGUUUUUAUCAGUUGGUUGAUAUGUUUUGUUUUGGGGCCUUUUUUUGUGUAAUAUCAUUUGUAUAUGUAAUAUUUGCUUGCCAUUGUUCACCGAGUGUUUAAAAAGAAUCAUGCAAUAAAGUUAAACUGUUACAUGGUACUUUAUGCUGUUAGAUU
Molecule: messenger RNA, 4158 nt
Organism: Xyrauchen texanus (razorback sucker)
Lineage: Eukaryota; Metazoa; Chordata; Actinopteri; Cypriniformes; Catostomidae
Gene: pelp1
Product: proline, glutamate and leucine rich protein 1
Biological process (GO): rRNA processing
Cellular component (GO): nucleus
Source: RefSeq, a predicted model, not a curated record